Molecule: messenger RNA, 924 nt
Organism: Ogataea philodendri
Lineage: Eukaryota; Fungi; Ascomycota; Pichiomycetes; Pichiales; Pichiaceae
Exons: 1
Coding region: 1-924 (307 amino acids)
Source: RefSeq, a predicted model, not a curated record
AUGGAUUCUGUUUAUCUAUUGCCGAAUCGGGCAAGUGUGAAUCAAGCACAAAUAUUAUUUUUCUGGCUCCUGCUGCACAGCCCCACGACACCCCCUCCGGACACCGCCACAUUGAGUUUUUCUCGCGGUACCUGCUACCAUCUUUCUGUUCCUUUAUCCAUGACAAGCGCACCCAUCCCAGAGACAACCAAGACCUACGCGAGAAUCAAAACGUAUCCGAUCGCCGCCUCGUGGAUCCGGAUCGGCGGCCACUUCCCUGCUUCCCACGUUGUGAGACCCCAGAUGUACACCAUGGCGUACUCGCCAGCAUUCAGGGACUACACCGAGGCGAUCGACUCGUACUUUGACAACUGGCUCGAGGACAUCGAAAAGACCGUGCCCGAGAUCAAGACGCUGCGCAUGCGCGACAUCAGAGACUCGCUCACCCAGCCCGUGGUGGACGCUUCUUUAUUUGUGGACAGAAACAUGCACAGCUUGUCUGUUGCGCUGCGCCAGCGCGUGAUCGAGCCGGCCCGCAGGUCUGCAAGCGACCUUAGAAAGGCGUACGCCCCGCUCUAUGACACGCACGGCCGCGCGCUGAUCCGGUCGCAGCUGGACCCGCUGUUCCGGCCGAUCAACAAGAGACUUGCCAGCUACGUGCACCACUCGGGCGACAACACGCACUCCAGCGAGAUGUCGCACACUCUGGGGCUGCUGAGCGAGUUUGCCGAGCAAACACGGCCGCGCGUGGCGGAGACGAUCGCCAGAUCGGGCCAGCUACCAAACCAGGUCUCCAGCCACCUCAACCAGGUUUACCAAACCAACAAGGCCAAAAGAGGCGAGGGAAGACUCAUCGUGAUGAUCGCCUCCAUGGACACCGUCAGAGACCUUGUCAACGAGGGCUACACCGUGGUGAACGAGCCUCCAAGAUCACCAGAACUUUGA